AUGUCGAUAAUUUUUAGCUCCGACGACGACGCUCGACAAGCCAUGAUGCGGGACGGCCAACUCCUGAAAGACCAAAGCGUACACUUGCUCCUCAGUUCGAAAAACGAGAUGCACAGCGUCGUCGAUAAAGCCCAGCAAAAGCACCACGUCGCUCCUUCCGGGAUCCCUGGAAACUCCGCACCUUCAGGCCCUUCGAAUGACCACCCUCCUCCAAUGGUCUCUCCGAUGGCAGCCAUGAGCGCGUUGAAUCCGUCGUCGAUCUUCGUCAGCAUGCCCCCAGGGAUGCGUGAAUUCACCAGGCAACAGAUGAUGUGGGCUCAGCCGAACGCCGCCGCUGUGGCGUCUCAGCAACAGCAGCAAGUGAAUCAGAGUCCGUUUAUGUUUGAUGGGCAUACUCCUGGGAUGGUGGCGCCGAUGAGGCCCCAAGGGUCGGGCAUGCCCGGUUUCGGAAUGAACGCUCCUAAUACGACGGCAAUGUUCGACAACAAUGGGCCAAAUCAGCAGCAACAACAACAACCGCCGCAGUCUUCGGGACCACCACCACCGGCGCCUCGUCGUGGGUUAUUGGGAGAAGCGCCGCCGAAUGCGGAACCACAGCAGGUUCGUGGCACCCGCUGGGGACCUGAUCGAGAGCAGCAGCAAGCUUCUAGGUUCAAUAACGCGAACCAAUCGAAUCAGGACAGGUUUCAAAACAUGUCGGAUGUGGAUUCUCGAGGACGAAUGGGCAAAGGUGGUGGUGGCGGUGGUUUCGGCGGUGGUCGUGACAAUGUGAGGCAUGAUGGCGGCGCCUGGUCGGCUCAGGGGGGCGGUGGCGGCGGUUUUGGGCGGAAUGCUCCCGGGAAUAUGGGCAGAGGAGGAGGAGGACCUGGAAUGAGAGCCCGUGGACCGGACGGGCCUGGAUGGAAUUCUGGAAUGCAAAAUGCGUCUGCAUUUUGUGUCCUCAUUCGCGGCGUUCCGAAAGACGUUUCUUACAGGGACGUCAAACGAUUCCUAGGCGUAAGAAUACCCGAAGACGGCGUGAAGAUCUUGAACGACGACGAAGGGAUCCGAAACGGCCUCGCUUACGUUCGCGUGCUUUCUGCCAUGGACAAAGAUAAGGUCAUGCGUCUCGACGGAGAGCAUCUCAAUGGGCGUCGAGUGUCGGUGUGUCACUGUGACGAACGCGAGUAUGAAGACGCUGUCGACAGCUACCAGCCGCCGAAUGCCGGCCGGGACAGACGUUUUGGUCGCCGAUCUCCGCCCAAUUCCGGUGACGAUCGCGGAUCUCGAGGCCGGGAUUCUGUUCGUUCACGAUCGCGUGACAGGGGCGACUCUCGACAUGGCGGUGGCGUUGGUGGUGGCAGCGGCGGCGUUGGUGGUGGCGGCGGCGGCGUUGGUGAUGUUACGUCUGUUUGGGUAGCGCUGGAAGGAAUGUCAUCUGACACCCGCGAGCUGCACAUUGGUCAAUUCUUUAAGGACUUCGACGUGCAGGACGUGCAUAUAACGAAUCAUAACGAGAUGGGGCGAGAAGUGAAGACUGCAUUUGUCAAGAUGUCGAGUCCGCCUGAGGCGAGAGAUGCUGUGAAGCGUAGGAAUGAGGCGAGGCUUAAGGAUGUUGAGGUUAGAGUUAGGGUUUGCCCUGAAAGGGAAGUGUUUGAGAGAUGCAAUUUGCAACCGCCGAAUGAGAGGGAAGCGAGAAACUCUGAAACUAGAGAUUUGGGUGUUCGUGCUGCGUCUUCCGGCCGACGCAUUAUGUCUGACUGCGUGCUUGUUUCUGGGAUCCCGAAGAUGAGUUCGGAAUCUGACGUCAUGGCAAUUUUUGCCAUCCACAAACUGUUUCCGGCCAAAGUUCACAUCGUUAGGGAUCUGCAAGGGAAACCCGUUGGAGCCUUUUUCUGUGAAUUCAGUGAUGCCAAUCUGGCGUCGCGAGCAGUGGAUAUAUCCGGAAGUCGCCUACCGAACAGCAAUGACGUCAUGCGCGUAGAAAUGCGAACGCGAGAAGAGAUGAACUCGACUAUUUCUGAACAGGCUUCGCCGCCGGCACGACCUGUGGAUAAGCCAGUUGUUUCUACCAAUCGUACGCUUCUGGAACCCCCGACGGAUGUGGCGCCGAAUAGAGGAAAUUACGGACGUCCGGAGGAGUUCCAGGGCGGCUAUGAGGCGCCGGUGCCGGAGAAGAAACCUGGAGAACGGCGGGCUUUGUUGCAGCCUCCGCCGGAUAUGGAAAAUUGGGCUGCGGAUCAGAAUCGGAUGUUCAACAUGAACGGUGGACCCUGUGGACCACCACUUGGGCCAAGAAUGGCGCCUCCUGUUCUUUUGUCGAACGUUGGUGGGCCGCUUUUGAGUGCACCUAUGGGUGGAGGUCCAGUGAUGAUGAAUCCUGGUGGACAGCAACAGCAGCCGAUGGGAGAAUUUGAUUUUCGUCGCACGGACUGCGUUCUACAGUUGCGGAACAUUCCGUACAAGGCAACCAACGAUGAAAUCCUGGAAUUUUUCAGGGAUUUUCACUUGAACUCGAGUGCAGUGCUUAGGAAGAUUGAUGAACGGGGUCGCAGUACGGAUGAAGCGCGAGUUGCCUUCAGGAAUCCGAUGGAAGCUCGGAAUGCGAUGGAGAAAUGCAACCGACAACGCAUUGCUGGUCGGAUAAUUAACAUAUGUUUUGUGAUGCAAAUGGAGGGGGAGAAUUUUGGUCCUAAUUGAGGGUCUUGACACAAGUUUGUACGUUGCGGAAGACUUCAAACGGCCCGUGUGUCCCACUGCUCCGUUUAUUGUUGUUUUUUUUUUUUCUCUUUCUGUGAAUGGUUCUUUUCAGUUCGUUGUGUUCACUGAACUUGAUUUGGCGUUAGCCACCAUUCAUUUUGUUGUGAAAGGGCAAACAGAUAAAUCUUUUUUACGAGUCCAA
Messenger RNA from Notodromas monacha, 2881 nucleotides. Lineage: Eukaryota; Metazoa; Arthropoda; Ostracoda; Podocopida; Cyprididae. The record is from the annotation of a GenBank genome assembly.